CGACAACCAUCUCAUUUCUCACGAUAUAUAAAAUGUACUAACUCAGGAAUCGAAAAGAUUUCAAGAUGCGCCAUGGCACCAUCUCAACUCUACUCUUCCUGUCCAGUCGACAAAUCAAGAGCCCAAAUCCGGCUCAUCCAUCUACAGCCUUGCCUGCCAAGCCUCAGCGAAACGGACAUCGUUUGCACGCUCCAUCUAGCCAAUCUUGAAGAUGAGACGACUCGGUACCAAGCACUGUCAUACGAAUGGAAACCUGAGGGGUCAUUCUUCGAGUUCUCUGCUGUUAGCAAAUACUGCAUGACGCUCAAUGGGGACCAAGUACCGAUCCGAGAAAAUCUAUAUCGAGCUUUGUGGCAUAUACGUUCUGAGACUGAAAUAAUCAAGCUCUGGGUCGAUGCUUUGUGUAUUGAUCAGGAUAAUGAGAAGGAGAGGAAUCAUCAGGUCAACUACAUGGGCGCUAUUUACAGCCGUGCAGAGAGUGUCUUGGCCUGGCUUGGGCCUUCAGAUCAGCCUCGCAUCCGCCGUCGAAUCCUAGCCGGUUCGGAUGUCUCCAAGGCGGCUGGGCUGCUGGCACUCUACCAGCGACAAAAUGUCUUCCCGCGGGAUACAUCGAAUGAGGCGUGUCGAAGUGUGCUCUAUCUGUGCCGGAGGACUUACUGGAGCCGGCUAUGGAUAAUCCAAGAACUCGUCCUCGCCCAACGAAUCGUGCUCGUCUGCGGAGAUAUGAGAAUUCCAUGGGACAGCCUCGAGAAAUUCUUCGCUCGACCUCCCAUCGGCGAAGAGCUAAGAGGACUCGGCGCCUCCAUCGACCCCCUACGAUCCAAUCGGCAAACUGCCCGAGUGGAAAUGUACGACUUAUUAGAUACCGUCCCAGCCAAGAUCUUGCAACAGAGAGUAAAAGCUCAUCAAGCUACCCAACCGACGGAGGUCGCUACCUUAUUUGAACUGUUCCAUACGUAUAGAAGAGCUUCGUGUACUGAUGUGCGGGACAAAGUCUUUGGUCUUCGCAGCUUGAGUCGGGAUUGUUGUCAAGCUAGUCUGAGAGUCGAUUACUCGCAGUCUCCCGCGAAAGUGUGGAGGUCGGUGGUGAAGCAUUAUCUUGUCUCUCAUCAGGAAAUAUUGAUCUCGAAAGGAACCUCGUAUCAAGCUGCAUUCUAUAAGAUGGCGCGAGAUUUGUUCUUCGUGAUGGAUGGCGGUAGUGAAAUGGUGUUGGAUUUCGCGGCUUGGCAUGAAUUAGAAGAAUUUUCUGAUUUUUUCAACGACGCGAAGACAAAGCGGGUGGGAAAGGGCCAGCAAGAGGACUUCAAACCCGCCAAGGAUAACAAAGAGAUGGUUGCUGGCCUCGCUUUAGGGCUCGACCAAUACUCGUUCAAAUUCGACGAUCAAAUCAACAGGUUCCACCUCAAACGAUCCGCAGAUGAUUUUGAAAUACUGCUGUAUGAUUUUACGGGCGGAAAACAGGAGGGAACUUUCUCUUCUAGUGGAUGUUUCUACGUUGCACGCUCUCCCGGAUUUCAGGUUGGAGGUUCUAUUCGCAAGGUCAAUGACAACGAGUUCCUAGUCCUCCGUGGCCGUGACACGAAUCUGGAGAUUGUCGGCAAAGCGGCGAGGAGAUAUCCGUUGUUUGUUCCUAAGAAGCAGCAGAUGGAUACAUCGAUGAUUCUUGAACUGAAUAUGCAGUCGGUUGAGAGAUUGUGUCGGCUUAAUUUUGAGUCUUGCGGCUUGAGGUCCAUUCUAGCUUCGCAAGAUGUCGAUUCCAUCGAGACUCAACAAAUUGGCUCGGAGAAAUCUCUGGAGUAGAUAUCUCCGGAUUGGGACCACCCAAUAUCCUGUGGAAAAUGUGCAGUGCCUUCGAAUCAUGGGUUUCAAUGUUUGGAGCUUAGAGAAACUAAUGAGAGCCGGAUCUCGGAGCAUGGGUGGAGAUCGUUGACAAUUAAUGAGGCUCUGGAGGGCUGGAGGAAGAAAGAUUAAUGAAGAGGGAUUAGCGGCGCACAAGCCAGGAUUAUAAAUGAUAUUAUGACACUGUAGCGGAACUACCGCUCUGAAUAUUGAGGGCAGGUAAUGGAAGAUCUUUUUCCCUUCAAAAUUGCAAAGAGAAG
Messenger RNA from Mollisia scopiformis, 2099 nucleotides. Its product is annotated as HET-domain-containing protein. The coding region runs from base 73 to 1800 and encodes 575 amino acids. The record is from RefSeq and is a predicted model, not a curated record. NCBI's taxonomy places the organism in Eukaryota, Fungi, Ascomycota, Leotiomycetes, Helotiales, Mollisiaceae. The transcript has 3 exons.